AGAAGUUAUAUACAUAUAUGGGUAUAUCUAUGUAACAAAUUGCAGCACAGGAGCCCCCUGGGCUCCCUCAGGCUCUGGUAUGACAUAUUUGAGCCAUAUAAAUUCAGCUUCUCCUCUGGCAUCUGUUAGCCGACUCACUUGCAACUCCACCUCAGCAGUGGUCUCUUAGUCCUCUCAAAGCAGGGAAAGAGUGCUGUGUGCUGAGAGACCAUGGCAAAGAAUCCUCCAGAGAACUGUGAGGACUGUCACAUUCUAAAUGCAGAAGCUUCUAAAUCCAAGAAGAUAUGUAAAUCACUUAAGAUUUGUGGACUGGUGUUUGGUAUCCUCACCCUAACUCUAAUUGUCCUGUUUUGGGGGAGCAAGCACUUCUGGCCUGAGACACCCAAAAAAACAUAUGACAUGGAGCACACUUUCUACAGCAACGGAGAGAAGAAGAAGAUUUACAUGGAAAUUGAUCCCGUGACCAGAACUGAAAUAUUCAGAAGUGGAAAUGGCACUGAUGAAACAUUGGAAGUACAUGACUUUAAAAAUGGAUACACUGGCAUUUACUUUGUAGGUCUUCAAAAAUGCUUCAUCAAAACUCAGAUUAAAGUGAUUCCUGAAUUUUCUGAACCAGAGGAAGAAAUAGAUGAGAAUGAAGAAAUUACCACAACUUUCUUUGAACAGUCAGUGAUUUGGGUCCCAGCAGAAAAGCCUAUUGAAAACCGAGACUUUCUCAAAAAUUCCAAAAUUCUGGAGAUUUGUGAUAACGUGACCAUGUAUUGGAUCAAUCCCACUCUAAUAGCAGUUUCAGAGUUACAAGACUUUGAGGAGGAUGGUGAAGACCUUCACUUUCCUACCAAUGAAAAAAAAGGCAUUGAACAAAAUGAGCAGUGGGUGGUCCCUCAAGUGAAGGUGAAGACCCGUCACACCAGACAAGCAGCAAGCGAGGAAGAACUCCCAAUCAAUGACUAUACUGAAAAUGGAAUAGAAUUCGACCCCAUGCUGGAUGAGAGAGGUUAUUGUUGUAUUUACUGCCGUCGAGGCAACCGCUACUGCCGCCGCGUCUGUGAACCUUUACUAGGUUACUACCCGUAUCCAUACUGCUACCAAGGAGGGCGGGUUAUCUGUCGUGUCAUCAUGCCUUGCAACUGGUGGGUGGCCCGCAUGCUGGGGAGGGUUUAAUAGCAAGUCUGAGCUCAAGUGCUUAAACUUCUGGCAGCCAACAUAUAAUGAAUGCAUGCUAUUCAAUGAAUUUCUGCCUAUGAGGCUUUUGGCUCCUGGUAGCCAGCACUCCGGAAUUACUUGUAGGUAAUUCUUCUCUUCAUGUUCUAAUA
Molecule: messenger RNA, 1316 nt
Organism: Lagenorhynchus albirostris (white-beaked dolphin)
Lineage: Eukaryota; Metazoa; Chordata; Mammalia; Artiodactyla; Delphinidae
Gene: TNMD
Product: tenomodulin
Exons: 7
Coding region: 211-1164 (317 amino acids)
Biological process (GO): negative regulation of angiogenesis; negative regulation of endothelial cell proliferation
Source: RefSeq, a predicted model, not a curated record